AUGGCUUUCUGGAGAGAAGUCGGCCAGCAAUUGCGCCGUGUACCCAAGACCGCGGCGGGUGAUAUCUGUUUGACUCAAUCGCGGAGAUGCCUGAGCUACUCAAGGUCAUGGAGGAACACCGGAAUCACAACACAGCCUCGCUCGAAUAUCAACGCACAGAAAAGCCUUCAAUCAUCCUUCCAAGGAUAUAACACAGCCCGACGUGCGUUCUCGGUGACUGCGCAAGCUGCACAUGGUCACAUCACGCCGCCGAAGGCCGGAGAAGAGAUCAAUCUGACUUUCAUCGACAAGGAUGGCACCAGAAUCGAUCUCCAGGUCUCCGAGGGCGAUAACCUACUAGACAUUGCACAGGCAAAUGAUCUUGAGAUGGAAGGUGCAUGUGGAGGAUCGUGUGCUUGCUCAACGUGCCAUGUGAUUGUGGAGGACCCGGACACCUUCGAUAAAAUGGAAGAGCCUUCGGACGACGAGAACGACAUGUUGGAUCUGGCUUUUGGCCUCACCGAGACCUCCCGGUUGGGAUGCCAGGUGAUCAUGACCAAGGAUCUUGACGGAAUGGUCGUGCGGUUGCCGUCCAUGACGCGGAACCUCCAAGCAAGCGACUUCGAGGCAAAAUAA
Penicillium paradoxum is the source of this 615-nucleotide messenger RNA. Its product is annotated as ferredoxin family 2Fe-2S iron-sulfur cluster binding protein. Gene Ontology annotation, molecular function: 2 iron, 2 sulfur cluster binding. The coding region runs from base 1 to 615 and encodes 204 amino acids. The transcript has 3 exons. The record is from RefSeq and is a predicted model, not a curated record. Gene Ontology annotation, biological process: P450-containing electron transport chain; positive regulation of oxidoreductase activity. NCBI's taxonomy places the organism in Eukaryota, Fungi, Ascomycota, Eurotiomycetes, Eurotiales, Aspergillaceae. Gene Ontology annotation, cellular component: mitochondrion.